Molecule: messenger RNA, 2808 nt
Organism: Andrographis paniculata
Lineage: Eukaryota; Viridiplantae; Streptophyta; Magnoliopsida; Lamiales; Acanthaceae
Product: homeobox-leucine zipper protein REVOLUTA-like
Exons: 17
Coding region: 1-2808 (935 amino acids)
Molecular function (GO): DNA-binding transcription factor activity; lipid binding; DNA binding
Source: RefSeq, a predicted model, not a curated record
AUGGAGAUAAAAGAUGGAGAUGACAUAAGAAGCUUCCUUUUGGACGAUCAUAUCUGUUUGAGCAAAGAACAACUUGAAUACCAAGAAGAAACCGAUAGUUAUAACCUAAUUAUCUUCGACCUAAGGGAAGAUUAUUCACACGGCCAAUUUUGCAUGCUCCUUGGUGAUGUUGAUAGCUACGAGUGUCAUGUUGUGUGGAAGAAAACUAGCGGCGAAUGGAUCGAGUUCGAUGAUUUGUUGGUUCCGUGUCUAAUGCUCGAGACGAAUGAGAGUGGGAUGCAAUGGAGGGAGUUUGAUGGGGUACUAUGGAUGGAUCUUGACAGCGAGGAGUUUCCGUUGAUGUCGAUGGUGUGCAAUGAUGGAGAGUCCCAAAAAUCUGUGUGUGAAGCGGAAAUAGCUACAAGUGAAAUGGAAGCGAUCAGAAAGGGCAAAGGGGCGAAGAAAGGCGACGAAGAUGGCGGCAAAUACGCGCGAUACACGCAGCAGCAGCUCGAUGUUCUUGAGACAGCAUACACACAGUGUCCUAACCCCAACCAUCUGCGAAGGGCGCAGAUUCUUCGCGAGCAAUCGGUUCUCAGGGGGAUCGAUACUAAACAGCUCAAAAUCUGGUUCCAGAAUCGAAGAUGCCGCGAGAGGCAGAGGAAGGAAAACGACGAUCUCAUGUCAGAAAACAGGCGGCUAAUGGCGGCAAACAAGAUGUUAAGAGAAGAGAAUGAUAGCCUGCAGAAGAAACUCACCCACCUCAUGAUGGAAAAUGAGAACUUGAGGAACCAAAUCCUUGGUCUAAACUCGGCUCCCACCGGGAUGACGGAAGCCAAUAGUCUUCCAAUGACUGCGACAAUAGCUGAUGACACCUCCGGCCUCCGCGCGCUGGCUGAGGAAGCCAGGGAAGAGUUCUUGUCGAAAGCCAUGGGAACUGCUGUUGUUUGGACCCCGAAUUUUGGGAUGAAGCUGCGUAGUCUGGCUUCUGUGGCUACUCUGUUUGUCUCAUCAGCCGAGGGCGCAGUUGCAGCCCGGGGAUGCGUUACAGUACCUGUAGAUCCGCUUAAGGUAAUCGAAAUCUUAAAAGACAAGUGCUCGUGGUGCUGUUGUUGCCGUGCAAUGAAUGUCAAUGCUCUGUAUUCGUUGAGCGAUGGCGCGACCAUCGAGCUACUCUACACGCAGUACUACUCUCCCACCAUCGUCGCCUGCGCUCGCGACUUCUGGACAUUGCGAUACACCUCUGUUUUGAGUGAUGGAAGCUUUGUGGUCUGCGAAAAGUCGAUUUCCAGCUUCGAUGGUGUCCCGGGCUCUGCAGAACUGAUAAGAGGAAAAAUGCUUGCCAGCGGCUUCUUGGUUCGCCCUGUCGAAGGAGGAACAACGAUACAUCUGAUACACCAUCUGCAGUUAGAGGCAUUGUCUGUGCCGGAAGUUGUUCGCCCCUUGUACGAGUCAUCCGGCCUCGUCGCCAAGAACAUGGUUGUUGCUGCGUUUCACUACUUUCAACACAUGAUCGACGGAAGGAGCGACAAGCGAAUGGCAGCUAACAGUCGGCACGACCCGAGCUUCUUGAGAUUGUUCAGCCAAAGGCUUUGCAGGGGGUUCGACGACGCAGUGAAUUGCUUUCCCGAAGACGGGUGGGUUCCGAUGAACGCUGGCGAAAUCGUUUUGUACAUUAAACAGCAGACGAGGAACAUCGCUGCUGCUGGAGGAGUCUAUGCGAGAUUCGAUAGCGUAAUCUGCGCCAACACAUCGUUAGUACUACAAAAUGUCGAUCCUGUAAGCAUGGUGAAGGCUCUGAAAGAGCGCCGUUCGGCAUGGAUGGACUUCAACUUCUCCGAUCAUACCUUGGCAUUUUCUAAAGCGGCGUGCUUUGCGUAUCCGGGGCCUAAUCUUCGCCAUUUCGCCGAAACCUCUGCGCUAUUAGGCCACGCCGACUGCGAGAACGAGGCAUUCGAAGUGAUCCGAUUCGGCCACACUUCCGAUCGCCUCAACAGCACAUUCCCGGGGGAUUUGUACCAUUUGCAGAUUAUCAAUGGGAUGGAAGACAUCGGCGCCGGGUCGUGCGCCGAGCUAAUCUUCGCGCCGAUCGACAGAAGUACGCCUAAGGAUGCCGUUCUCUUAUCCUCCGGCUUUCGGAUCUUCGCGUUGGCUCCGGCAGCUUCACUGGUUGUUUUGGCAUUUCAAUUCCCUUUUGAAUCCCAUCUGCAAGAGGAGGUUGCAGCCAUGGCUCAGAAGUACGUCGAGCAUGUUGUUAUGUCCCUAAAAAAACUCACCGGCGAGAGCGAAUGGAAGGCUAAUUCGGCUAAUCCAGGCGUCGCCGUCGCCGGCCAAAUCGCCGCGGCGGCGGCUGAUCAGACGGCGAAUCUUGCAAACAUUAUGUACCAAAGUUACAGCAGAUCGACAUUCGGGGUGGAGAUGAUGAUUCCGUAUAGGGGUGGCGCGUGUAAUUCGGCAUUGGAGAUAAUAGAGCAGCAGCAGCAUGCAAUACUGUGCUUCUCGUUCUCGGACAUAUUUAGCAGGGAGUGCGUUCCGUCGUGCUUGUACGCCAACCGAGCAGCCAUGCACAUGGUGGGCACGUGCGCGGUGGCGCCGGACAAUCUGCCGGCGUUGCUCGGCGUCGGCGUUGGUGUUAACGGCUCCUCGUCGUCGUCGCUGUUCUCGAUCCUUCAGACCGUAAUGCAGCAGGGAUACGCGAUCCUGCCGCGGACGAGCGGGAAUGGGUCUGCGGGGUGCGUGUCGUACGGACAAGCAGUGCUGUGGGUGGUGCAAGAGACUUCACCUUGUCUCCUUGCUCUAGCAUUCAUGGAGUGGUCCUUGGAUCAAUGA